CAGUGGGUCGGCGCCGCCGCGGGCGCGACGGCAAUCGCUGCCUGGGGGCUGCGACGCGGCGCGCUGUCCCCCAGUGGUGCCGCAGCGGCGUUCGUAGUUGGCUUCGGCACCCUUGGCGCAAGCCUGCGGUUCGGCGCCACGCUUGUUGCGUUCUUCCUGUCGUCCAGCAAGUUGACCAGCUACAAAGAGGAGCUCAAGGAGGGUCUGGAUGAGAACGCCAAGAAGGGAGGGCAGCGUACCUGGGUGCAGGUGCUGUGCAACGGGCUGGUGCCCACCAUCCUUGCCGUCGUGUACGGCAUCCUCGCCGGCUGUGUCGACCUGCCGCUGGGCCCCGCCGUCGCCGCCGCCAGCGGCCCCGCCCUGGAGCCCUGGCGCGCCGCUGCGCUGACGGGGCUGAUGGGCGGUUUCCUGGGCUAUUACGCGUGCUGCUGCGGCGACACCUGGGCCAGUGAGCUCGGUCCGCUGUCCGCGGACACGCCCCGACUGAUCACCACGAUGCGGCCAGUGCGGCGGGGUACCAAUGGCGGUGUGACGCUGCUGGGCCUCAGUGCGUCCAUCAUGGGCGGCAUGUUUGUGGGACUGGCUUUCUAUCUGGCAGGCCUGCUGUCCCCCACAUUGUGGAUUUUCGAAAGCCAGCGUGCCGUGGCGGCGGGCCAGUGGCGCCUUAUCCCGAUAGGCCUCAUGGCGGGUCUCUUCGGCAGCGCACUGGACUCCUUGCUGGGCGCCACGCUGCAGUACAGUGGGUACGACACCGUACGCGGCCGCGUUAUGUCUCGCCCUGGGCCCGACGUGGUGCACAUCUCGGGCAUGAAGCUGCUGGACAACAAUGCCGUCAAUGCGGUGUCGGCGACGUUGACCGCGGCGCUG
Molecule: messenger RNA, 867 nt
Organism: Volvox carteri f. nagariensis
Lineage: Eukaryota; Viridiplantae; Chlorophyta; Chlorophyceae; Chlamydomonadales; Volvocaceae
Exons: 3
Cellular component (GO): membrane
Source: RefSeq, a predicted model, not a curated record